GCAUUGGCGUGCGUGCGGCACACGUUUAAGGUACAAAGGUAAAUGGUCGAUUUAUGUUGAGUUCGAUAAACAGGAGAAAAAGGGCGACGAAAUAAAGCACCAUGGAUAUACGACCAAACCACACCAUCUAUAUCAACAACCUAAAUGAAAAGAUCAAAAAAGAUGAGCUGAAGAAGUCUCUCUAUGCAAUCUUCUCCCAGUUUGGGCAGAUCUUGGAUAUCGUGGCUCUAAAGACACUUAAAAUGAGGGGACAAGCAUUUGUUGUAUUUAAGGAUAUAAACAGUGCUAUCAAUGCUCUCAAGUCCAUGCAGGGAUUUCCCUUUUAUGACAAGCCAAUGAGAAUCCAGUAUUCCAAGAAAGACUCUGAUUUGAUCUCUAAGAUGAAGGGUACAUUUGUGGAGAGGCCCAAAAGGAAGAAGGAGGACGAGCCUGCUGAAGGAAAGAAAAAGAAGAAAGCCCAGCAGAAGGCCGCUGCAGCAGCUGCAGCCGCAGUUACCGCUCCAGUGCAGCAGGUGGUUCAGCCCCCUCAACAGAUGCCAACAGCUCCUGCCCAGACUGUUUUGACUACUGCACCUGCCACUAUGCCAGAACAACCACCCAAUAACAUCCUAUUCCUGACCAACUUGCCAGAGGAAACCAACGAAAUGAUGUUAUCUAUGUUGUUUAACCAGUUCCCGGGAUUCAAGGAGGUCAGAUUGGUUCCUGGUCGACACGAUAUCGCUUUUGUUGAGUUCGAAAAUGAAAUACAGUCUGGAGCAGCCAAGGACACAUUACAGGGAUUUAAAAUUACACCUAGCAAUGCCAUGAAAAUAUCGUUUGCUAAGAAAUAAAGUUUUAAGAUUAUCUCAUCACUGUGGUUCCUCAGAUGUGCCACAUCCUGUUCAAAAUUAAUUUUCACAUGACUGAUCUGAAGGCAUAGUUGACAUUUUCACUGGUAACUGUCAUGUAAAAAACACAUCUGUUUUGAUAACGUGAAUAAUUUUAUGUCAGGCUUCUAAAUUGGUUUUGCCGGUUCCAUUUUCAGAAACCAAACUUGUCUCUCUGGUCUCUUGGAAUUUGUUCAUCUGGACUUAAAUUAAAAACCGGCAUUGCAUUUAGCUGGUUAACGACAGACAGGUUUGAUACUGGUUACCCAGCAUUGCACAUUGCUGUGUUGAUCAGAAAAGUUUUUAUACUGGUCACCCAGCAUUGCACAUUGCUGUGUUGAUCAGAAAAGUUUUUAUACUGGUCACCCAGCAUUGCACAUUGCUGUGUUGAUCAGAAAAGUUUUGAUACUGGUUACCCAGCAUUGCACAUUGCUGUGUUGAUCAGAAAAGUUUUGAUACUGGUCACCCAGCAUUGCACAUUGCUGUGUUGAUCGGUGAAGUUUUGAUACUGGUCACCCAGCAUUGCACAUUGUUGUGUUGAUCAGAAAAGUUUUUGUACUGGUCAUCCAGUAUUGCACAUUGCUGUGUUGAUUAGAAAAGUUUUGAUACUGGUUACCCAGCAUUGCACAUUGCUGUGUUGAUCAGAAAAGUUUUGAUGCUGGUUACCUAGCAUUGCACAUUGUGUUGAUCAGAAAAGUUUUGAUACUGGUCACCCAGCAUUGCACAUUGCUGUGUUGAUCAGUGAAGUUUUGAUACUGGUCACCCAGCAUUGCACAUUGUGUUGAUCAGAAAAGUUUUUGUACUGGUUACUCAGCAUUGCACAUUGCUGUGAUAACCAGAACAUACUAAUCAGUAUUAGUGGUUGUCCAGCAUUGCACUUUGCUGUGAUAAUCAGUAUUAUUGGUUGUCCAGCAUUGCACAUUGCUGUGAUAAUCAGUAUUAGUGGUUGUCCAGCAUUGCACAUUGCUGUGAUAAUCCGUACAGGUUUUAAUGACUGGUCAGGCAGCAUGGCAAAAAGCUGUGGUAAUUACAACAGCUUUCCGAAAUUGACCAUCUUGCAUUGCACAUUGUUGAUAACCAUGUCAGUGGUUUAAAUUCAGUCUGGGCACCCUUGUGCCAAGUGAGAUUUGUAAUGUUUGAUACUUGUCUUUUGAUACCUGAUGUUAAUUCAGGUUUCAAGAACUUGUUACUACAAAUGUCAUCUUUGUUGUUAGUUAAAAACUGAGAAGUGAUAUGCAUGUAGUAGUUAUUUGACUGUUUAUUAACUGCUAUGAACAGAUCUGGCAUGUCUCUAAUUUUCACCUGCUCUGCCAGUUGUAUCUGAGUGUUGCCUAUCAACGAUUUCUGGGCCUUUGCUUGUCAACAGUCAGCCUGGUCAUGUGGUAUGCUUGAGUAGACUUUGCGGACAAAGUUGGCAACACUCGACUGAUCACCAAACUCAUCAUUGCCAGUGUAUAAAUUGAAUUUGGGCACCCUGAAGACUGCUAACAUAACAAAGUGCUUGUUUGUGCACUUCAAAACACUACGUGAAAUGAAAGGCCAUUGCAGAUGAAUCUUCUGACAUACUUUGUUUUAUUUUGUAUUUUUGUGCAAGGUAGGUGUGCAUGUCCUGAUAAAGUAGUUUGUUUUGUCAUUCACAUUUUUUUUUUUACCACAUUCCUGUACAUUGUCAUUUUCACACGUAAUUAAAUGCCAUAA
This is a messenger RNA of Liolophura sinensis, 2564 nucleotides long. RefSeq names its product U1 small nuclear ribonucleoprotein A-like. NCBI's taxonomy places the organism in Eukaryota, Metazoa, Mollusca, Polyplacophora, Chitonida, Chitonidae. Bases 102 to 830 code for a protein of 242 amino acids. The transcript is spliced from 7 exons. The record is from RefSeq and is a predicted model, not a curated record. Gene Ontology annotation, molecular function: RNA binding.